GUUAUCGAGCAAAAACAAUUGCCGUGCUUUCAACUUCGAGAACAACUUUAACAGAUGGCAUCCUCGCCGUAAGAACAGCCACGACACGUGAAAUCUAGCAGCAUGAACAAUCAAUGACUAAAAGUAAAUGACUUUUUGACAAUAGGAGCGGAAAACUGAUAUCGGAGUGACUGUAUUAUCGCGACAUUCGAUACUAUUACUAUUUACGUAAUAUUUUACAACGUAAUCAAGGCAGGAUCAAAGAUUUAUUAUGCAUCGAAAAAAUUGUCUUUACCAUUUUUAAUUAUUAUGAACUUCCUUAAUUGUGAAAUGAACAAAAAUGUACACUUCGAACGCGGCGUUAAUUAAAACAUCAUACAAGAACGAGAAACGUCAAAUGGCCUUAAAUCUAACAUGACGAUUAUUGAUAUAAUUAUUUCUGACAUCAAUUGUCUUUAUCGUUAAUGACAAAAUAACCAUACGACAUUUUCGUUGUGGAGCGAGAUUAAUGUAGAUUGUUAAAGAAGUGUGUAUAUAUUUAAUGUGAUUCUUACGAAAGAAUUAGGGAAAAGUUUUAAAAGAACCAGAUAGGAUGGGAUCGGAACAGAGCUCUCAAGGUGGUACGCAUAACGCUAGCGCUAACAGGACAAGAAAUAUACCAUUGAGACGUGGAAAAAGUGUACCAAAUCGUGAAAGAGUGCCAGAAGACACACCACCGAGAUGUACCAGUCCUGGUGCAAGCAUUUGUUCGGAUUCUGAUCUACCAUAUAUAUCUUACACUGUGAAUAGACCUAUUGGAGACUCACCAAAGAUGACAAAUAAACAGUCACAGCUAUAUAGAGGCAAAAGUUUUGGUGGGCAAGAUAUAUCUAGACGUAAAAAUAGUUUAAGUUCCAGUAGCUACAGAAAAACUACCUCUGAUAAAAUACAUAACAUAGUAGUAGUGAAACCAGCUAUGCAAGAUCCAACAGCUGACAAAGAUCCUGAUCUGGUUAAAUUACAAAGUAUUCCCAUGUUCCUACCUAUCAUGCGGGGCACUCUCAAUUUGCCCCCAGGUGUCAGAGAUCCAGAGGUGCUGGAAAGACUCAAUCCCAUUGGUUUGUUUAACCUGUGUGCUAGGUAUCAACACCAUCUUAAUACUAAUGCUCAAAUGAUCGCAGCUGAACAAUCUACUCUAUGUAUCAACAUCGAACCAGAAGUAACAAAGAUACUUAAUUUAGCAACAGAAAGGCAAAAGAAGUUUGCCAAAUUUGCUGAACAACUGAACAAAGUACAUGAGCUUAGUAAACAAUUAACCAAAUGUCAUUCUCUUCUAAAUCAAACUCUGGAGAGCCUUGAAACUUUGAACAAUCUUUUACCAGUAGAGGAUAGAUUAGAACCAUUCGUAUGGACUACUGGAUAAAAUCAAUGUUAAAGAGUAUACUGAAUGGUAGCUUAAGAAAAUUUAUAAGUACACUGCACUGGUGCUAAAAGAUGAUCUGAAUUGAUUCAAUGCAAGAAAUGUUAGAAAUUUGUUCUGUUUCUUUUGUUAAUAACAAUGAAUCUUUAUUACUAG
Bombus terrestris (buff-tailed bumblebee) is the source of this 1534-nucleotide messenger RNA. RefSeq names its product BLOC-1-related complex subunit 5 (gene BORCS5). Gene Ontology annotation, biological process: lysosome localization; positive regulation of anterograde synaptic vesicle transport; organelle transport along microtubule. NCBI's taxonomy places the organism in Eukaryota, Metazoa, Arthropoda, Insecta, Hymenoptera, Apidae. Gene Ontology annotation, cellular component: synaptic vesicle membrane; BORC complex; cytoplasmic side of lysosomal membrane. The record is from RefSeq and is a predicted model, not a curated record. The transcript has 2 exons. The coding region runs from base 572 to 1381 and encodes 269 amino acids.